GCGUCUCUCUUUUGAAGUCUUCACCACUGUAUGUUUCUCUCUCUCGAUUCUUCGUUUCACUUAUCGAUCUAGGUAUGCAUAUAACUUAUUGUGAUUUUAAUUUUAACCUAGAUUUUCAUUUUGUGGUAUUCAAUUUCCUAGUUUUAUUUGUGACCUUAGAAAAAACAAAGCAGCUCUAUGAUGAAACCUAGAGAUAUUGCCGUUAUAGAUGUGGAGUGGAAAUAUUUGUUGCAAAACAGUUUAUCUGUAUUCAGUUUGAUUUCGGAAUAAGAGCAAUUUCGUGGACCCAAAAUGAUGAAUUCCUUUUUGAUUGCAAUGCGUGUGGGUAAUCAAAGGAUUAUAUUCUCUUUUUUAGACACCGCAGGAUCUCAUAUGCCAAAGGGCCUUAUGAUCAAAUUACUCUAAAGCUCGUUAGGAUGAUUGCCUGCCUUCUCUCGGAAAUCAGAAUUAGGGGUUUUGGAGGUGAUUGAGAUCCUUAUACAUUACUAUAGAACAUAGGGUCAUUUUUCUCAUGGCAUAGGUACUGACUUUUUAGUUUUUAUUGAUCGAGAGAUUAAGCUGGGACCUUGAUGUCAUUAAGUCGGGACUUUUCUGUUUUUAAGUUUUCACAAAACUGAAAAAGAAAUAUGUUGGAAAAAUUGAAUUGUACAGCCUUAAAGGCUUCCUGAAUUACUCAUCAAGUACUUCGUCACAUUGGGGAGAGAGAGACUGGAAGAGCCAACCUCCCCUCAGUCUGGCAUCAUUGCAGAGAUCUCUUCCAUCUGACCUGGAAAUGCUCUUUCUGCCUAUUGUUUUUCUCUUUCAUUUUUUAACCUCUCCUUCUCAAUCUAUCAAGCUACUCGUUCCUUUCCCACCCCCUUUCUCUCUAUAGCUUCACAUAAAUAAAUAUAUUCAUGGUGUUAUAUAUAUUCUUUUUCCAAUAAGGCAGACGGUGUGUCAGCACUUUGCUCUGCCUUCAAUGUUAAAUGGUACUCCCUCCGUUCCUAAAUAUCUGUCGUUUUACACAAUUAUUUUUGUUCCAUAAUAUCUGUCGUUUAAUGAAACCAAAGCGUAAUUAAUAUUUUUUCUUCCAAAUUUACCCUUAACUUUUCAAUGUAUUAGAUUUGGUGGAGGCUAAGUGUCUUUCAUAUUCAUUUUCUUCCCAAUACAUAUUGAAUAAGGGUAUUUUAGUCUUGUGCAAUUAUUUUUUACUCAUAUUAGAACUAUUUAAUAGCUUCCUUAAUCCCAGUACAAAAACUUUAAACGACAGAUAUUUAGGAACGGAGGGAGUAAUAGAUACUGAUUGCAAUUAAUAUUUCUGUCAAUCUGAUUGUUCUUUUCCCACCUCCACCCCUCUAUGUACUGCAGUUUUUAUCUUAAAUUUAUGUUUCCUUUCCCCACUGCCACUUUUUUUCUCCUUCUCCUCUAAGAUGAUUGUCUAAUUUUACUUGGUUAUGAAUUUUGUUUCCAUUUUGUGGAGUUAUUAUGCUCUCUUAGCUGCUAUUAGUGGUUGAUUUGAACGUUCAGAUUUAGACCCAUAACUUCUCCAUGCACUUGUUCGUUAGUUUGGUGAUCUGUCCUUUUAGGGUGGCAAUGUAAAUUUUUGAGGCUUUACUUGAUUGGGACCACUUAUUGGAAAAAUAGGAAAAUUCUACCAUUGGUGCAGGUUACCCAUUUCACAUAAAGCGGGUCGACUUGCUCUUGUUGUCCUUGCAUUUGUAGGUAUCUGUUUUGUAUUUUCAUAUUUUUUGCAGUCUCCGUCAGUGAAUCUACUUUGCCCUACUCUUGUUGACCCUUUUCGCCUCCUAGAUUCUUUGCCCUGCUUCAUUUGCAUGCUUUCUAUGUACAUGUGCUUUGCCUUUUCUAUUCAUUGAACUUCUAAUUUAUGGUAAAAGUAAAAAUUAUAGAUCCCAUCUCUUGCCACCUUUCUAGUUUCCUUUAUUCACUAUUAGUUUUGGAUAUUUUCAAAUCAAAAAAGGAUUAUUUUAAGCUAAGGGAUUAUGUGAGUAGAAUAUGUGUUCCUCUAUACUGGCUCCAUGUUGUAUACAUGCGGAUCCCUGUUCUAUAUAAGAAGAGGAAAUGUGUACCUCUAUGUUUUAUUAUUAGGGGUGAUAUGCCUCUUGAAUUUCGUGUGGACAGAAGAUAAUAGCUCAGCUGGAUCCUUAAUUUGUUGCGAGUGAGCUUUUACAAUCUAAAAAACUCAUGUCAAUCUAAGCCGUUUCUCUGCAAAUGAAAAGAAGAAAUUUGCAGAUUAGAUAAAUGGUUCCACAAAGGUCUUCUGAGAAAGUAAUCACACUUAGCAUAUACCACUGCUAUAAAAAAUGGCAAAGAGCCCAAUAAUGAAACCUCCAAAGUCAUAGUUUGUUCAUGUGUACUGACGACAUUCACUACCAAUCUGUGAUCCCAAAGAACCCAGAUAUGCUUCUCUGACAAAGGAUUGGCUACAGAAGAAGAUUAACCCAGACUAGCACUAAGAUUUUGCAAUUUUGAUGGAUGUAAUUUUGGCUCCAGAAUAGAGACCAAGCACACCUCAUGGAUCGUAAUUAGCUUCUUGAGACGUCUCCUAGAGACUUCUUUAUUAGCCCCUCUCACAUUCCAUGAAAUAAUAUUAAUCAUCUAAAUGUAUAGGAAAGGGAACAAUACCUCUGGAGUUCCAAUUGUUUAUAUUCAUCAACCUGUUGCAUCUAGUGCCACCUUAAAAAGAUUGUUCAGUGGAUUUUGCAUUUCAGUUGCUUGUUAUGUUGGAAUGAUGCAUUAUUGUGGCUAUGAUUUUGAUGAAGGUUACGGGAUGUACAUAGACGGUUAUAAUGGCUCAUGCAUCAUUUCAUUCGCAAAAAUGUGAGCACUAGGGAAUAUGUGUACGUGGCCGUUGAAUGUAGUAAGGGCAUCGGUUUUGGCAUUUGAUAAAUAGGGUAAGAGAUACUAUUGUGGCUUGUUCAGAAUUCAGUUCAAACUUUACAGGUGACUAGUAAGACCUGUUUGGAUUUGGGUUUCCUUAUGUGGAGGGAAUUUUGCAUUGUUCUCUUGGAGUUCUUCUCUUUUCUUCUUCCUCUUCUUCUUUUUGACUUUUUACUCUUUCCCAUGUAAAUUGACUAGAAUAUGAAACUGAAAAAAACUGUCUGUUUGGUUUGGUUUUCUAAAAUGACUUUUUGUUUUCAGAUACAAAAAAUUUGGUAAAAACCUUUUUGGACAGAGGAGUUUUUAAAAACAGUUUUUGAAAAAAAAAUGAAGACUGAAGAUAGAUUUUAAAGAACAGGUAAAAGGUUUUUUGGUGUUUGGAGGACAAAAAAAGGAGACCAUUGAAAACACGGAGAACGCCCAAAUAUUUUUUACUGUUCACUUAAGUGGGAUUAUAAAAGAUGAUCUUUUCUCUCUCCCCCAUUUUUUUUUUGUUCAGCUUGACUCUCAACUAGAUGAAACAAACAACCUUCUCUCCACCGUUUGCACUUCAACCCAAAGAACGAGAGAUUUCUCCAGCAAAGAAAAAAGUUUCAUCGUCUUUGGAUAUCAUAUACUUAGGAUCUGUUUGUAAGGCAUUUUCACAUAUCUGGAUUUGGGUUUACAGAUCUAGAAAUUUUUUCGUAAAGCAUCUUCUCCGAUACUCUGAAAAUCCAGCCCAAAACAACAAAUUCAUCUGAAAUAUACAUCAAAAUCGAGCUGCUUAUUCUUUUCAGAAACCUAGCCAUCGUCCUAAGCAUUUUCAUGGCCUUCAAAAGAUUCGGCGGUGUGUAAAAGUUGUGUAAAGUUGGCCAAUCACCCCACUAUUCUUUGUAAAGUUGUUGUGUAAAGGGUUGAUUUGGGUAAAAGUAAUAGUCAUACUACUGGGGCUUUAUUUGGGUUUAAUUUUCUAGUUGAUAACCACUGUUAAUAUGGGUUUCUUUAUUUGGAGGACGGUUGGGGCUUCUUAAGUAGGCAUUGUUGGGUUUAGAUCUGUGCUUUUGUGUGUGCUAGAUUUGUGGGUUUUUGCUAGAUCUAUGGGUUUGAAAAAAUGCAAGAAGGUGGUAUGGAUUAUCGUAGUGUGAUUUAUAUUCUAAAUGGUUUAUCAUAGUGUUAUUUAUAAUAUAUUUUUCUCUUGUUUUUGGAUCAUUUGUGUAUGUUGCGGAUGUAAGUAAUUUUCCUUCCAAAUCCUCUUUGGACCCAUUAUGUCAAUAUACUGAACAAAUUGGCUGCCAUUCUUAAUUCAGUUGUCUUAGUUGAUCUUAUUCUAUUGGAGCGUGAUUGUUAACUCUAGUUGACUUGGAAGUUCUUUAGCUUCAUAUGGCUAUCCAAUGACUAAGUUGUUGCUGCAAAGAGUAGACAAAAGUGCAAACAAAGCUAAUCAUGACUGUUGCAAUGACACUACUUUGAGGUUUCUCCUGUUUAUGAAACACAACACCUUGUUAUUUUGGAGCAGUGGAGUGAUAGUAUAAAAGAUCUAUCAGCAAUGGGACUUCCUGAAGACGAAGUGAAGUCUUCUUAUCAUUGUUUGUGUAUUUGUAUAUAAAUUGAUGGCCAACUAUGUACAAAACUUGAAACAUAACUAUACGAUUGUUGGAUUGAUGUUAAUAUACAGUUGAUCACUUACAAUUGUGUUUGCAUUGGUCAUUGUGUAUUCAGUUGAUCACUUACAAGCGUAGCUCCAACGCCUCAAGUAACAGUAGGCAUAAUAGUAGGCCUUUUCCAUUUUAUUUGUUUAUAUCAAAGUUGGAUUUUGCCAAACAAAGACACGGAGAAAAUUUGAGGCUACCUUGUCAACAAGUGACAUUUUGGGUUAUCAAAGGGUGUUAAUAUGUGACAUAUAUCAAAGGAAAGACAUGGGGAUAAUGUGGGACUUCUCUUUUGUACGAACAAUGGUGUGUAUUAUAUUAGAACAUGUAUUAUGAUACUAUGAGUACGAUAAGUAUUCACUUCGAUAAGUAUAUUUGUGUAUAGGUCCAAACAAAUUUUUUUACUAUAGUAUGAUUUAUGUUAGUUUUUAUCAAGUUAAUAAUUUGAAAACAUUGUAUAUCAAACAGUCAAUCCAAACAACAUUUCUGUUUUCAUUGUUUUAUGCAUUAUUGUCCAAAUAGGUUUUACUGCUUUUUGUUUUGUAAAACUGUUUUUGGAAUCAUACAACCAAACAAGUUUUUCGUCUCAGAAAACACAAAAAUACACUUCUGUAAAACUCUUCCCAAAAACUAUUUUCGGAUACUAUUUUCUGAGAUGCAAACCAAACGGGCCUUAUGAUUCCACUUUCCAUUUUUAAUAAUUUAUCUGGAACCCUUGACCAGAAGAUUUGGCAGGAAUUCACUGUGUAUGCUAAUAAAUUAGUCAGGCAUUCAAGUUUAUGCUUCCUACGGUGAUUGUUAAAAUGAUGUUGUUCUUGUCAUGGUCGUAUUUGUACAUGCUUAAAUCUUGGAGCGUCUGGAAUUACUUGAAUCUUUACCUUGAUCAAAGUGCAACAAUCAGCUUAUCUAAAUGCUUUGGUAGCCCAGAUUCCAGUUGAUGUUUGUGAGUUGACUGAUACCUGUAACAAAGUAGCUCUCUUAUUUCCUUGAGUUUGUACUUUGAAGUCAUAGGAGUGCCGUAUUUGGUCAUUUAAAGACGGCUUUAUCAUGUCUCUUCUCAUUAACUGAUUUGCAUGUUACAUGAAAUCGUGCAGAUUUUUUCCCUUAGUGCUUUGCCAUCUAAACAGAGUUCUCUUUGAUACUUGCAGAGUUUAUAGGCUUCCAACUAGAAAAGUAAAAUGGCUGGACAUAGAGUUGCUCAUGCUACCCUGAAAGGACCAAGCGUGGUGAAGGAGAUAAUCAUUGGAAUUACACUUGGCUUGGCUGCAGGCAGCCUGUGGAAGAUGCAUCACUGGAAUGAGCAGAGGAAAGUGAGGGCAUUCUAUGACUUGCUGGAGAAAGGUGAGAUCAGCGUGAGCCACCAUUGCUCCAGUGGUACUGCAAAAACACAACACAAAAUUACAAUGGCAACAAUAGCUGGUGUGAGCGUCUCAACUCCUCGGAUCUUAACCAAGACACCAGAGUCGCCAAAGGUCCAGACCCUUAAGUCCCCAUGGCUGAACCACCCUUGGAAGAGGUCCAACCCCCGCUUGUCCAUUCGUCCCGUGACUGCAGUACCAGAGGGGCUGUCUGAAAAGGUGGCUGACAGCAUAAAGAACGCCAAGGAAGUGUGUUCCGACGACCCGGUUAGCGGAGAGUGCGUUGCGGCAUGGGAUGUGGUGGAAGAGCUGAGUGCAGCGACGAGCCAUGCCAGGGCCAGGAAUAAAGAGUCCGACUCUUUGGAGAAUUAUUGCAAGGAUAACCCGGAGACUGCUGAGUGUCGCACCUACGAUAACUGA
Messenger RNA from Ilex paraguariensis (yerba mate), 6283 nucleotides. Lineage: Eukaryota; Viridiplantae; Streptophyta; Magnoliopsida; Aquifoliales; Aquifoliaceae. The record is from the annotation of a GenBank genome assembly.